CAAGCCCACUACAAAUUCAUUUCUCCCUUCCCGCCAAAGCGCGCCUUCUCUCUCUCACUUCAGAGUUCAGAGAGAGAGACACGAAAAUGGAUCUGAGUCUGAGCGGGAAUGCAAUCAAGACCUUUGCUCGGUGCAUCACGUGCCUCGCACGUGUAGGCAACGAGCUUGCAAUUCAAGCCUCUCCUUCUCAGCUCGCUUUUCACACUCUCAAUUCAUCGCGGUCAGCUUAUCAGUCCAUUACAUUUAAGCCUGAUUUCUUUGAUGUCUAUACAGUUUCUGGUAACCAAGUCCAAUGCAGUGUGCUUUUGAAGGCCAUUUGUUCUCUUCUUAGGACACCUAUUGCAAGUAUUGAUAAUUUGAGUGUGAAGUUGCCUGAUCCUGAUGCAUCAAAAGUGCAAUGGGCGUUAGAAUGCUAUAGUGGCAUGAGGAAAACCUAUUGGAUUACUUGCAAUGUUGAACCCGAUAUACAACAUUUAUCUCUUGAUAGGACAAAAUUCCCAAGUAACUUUGUAGUGAGGCCUCGUGAUCUCAAUAGAUUGCUUGUUAAUUUUCAGUCCUCUCUUCAGGAGAUUACUAUCAUUGCAACAGAACAGACCUCCUUACCUUCUGAUGCUGCAAAUGAAAUAGGAGGAAAAGCUGUUGAACUUAGAAGUUAUAUAGAUCCAACCAAAGAGAAUGAUUCAUCACUGCACACUCAACUAUGGAUAGAUCCUACAGAAGAGUUUCUGCAGUAUACUCACACUGGAGACCCAGUAGAUGUGACAUUUGGUCUGAAAGAAUUGAAGGCCUUUCUUUCUUUUUGCGAAGGCUGUGAAGUUGACAUUCAAUUGUAUUUUGAAAAGGCCGGAGAGCCUAUUCUCAUGGCACCAAAAUUUGGGUUAGAUGAUGGGUCCAGCUCAACUUUUGAUUCUACACUUGUACUUGCAAGCAUGCUUAUAUCGCAGCUCCAUGAAGGGAAUCCCUCAGAACCUCCACAAGAAGCUACCUCAACACAUGGCCAGGACGAGCAUGGGGCAUCCCAAGCUCAACAUGAUAGGUGUAUACCAAAUGUUUCUGAGCAUCCAUCUGAUCACACCAGAAUUUGGUCCGACCUUUCUGGAAGCGCAGCAAAAAGUGGUAGUGGCAGUGGUAUUGGUACUGAAGAAAGGCAGGUUCAAGGGGAAACAAAUUUGAAUGCUAAUCAGCAGAGGGAGAUGCAAAGAAUUAGCACAAUGCAAAUUUCAAAAACUACAUCCGCUAGAGAAAAUGAGCCUGCAGAUCCUAAUAUCUUUCAUCCUAUGGAAAAGGAUCGUGCAGAAGAAGCCCGAGAUGGGCCAGUUUCACAACGUCAUCCUAGUAACUGGGUGGAUGCAGAUGAAGAUGAUGAUGAUGAUGAUGAUGGGGAUGAGGAUGAACUGUGUGUUCAGUCCACACCACCAUACUAUGAAGAACAUUAGCCAUGAUGGAUGCUGCUUGUUCUCUUUCUCUGUUGUAAAUGUCUCUUCCAAUGAGAUUUUUAAUCAAAGUAAAGUUUUGGUUAGCUUCUCCCCUUAUAUACUUGUUAUCCACUCAGCCUUGUACACUACGUAAUCCGAUACAAGGUAGAUCCUCCAGCAUUUGAAAAGGUAAUUGAAUAUGUGCUGCCUUGGAAUGGUUUGUAGUGUUGUGUCACUGUUGAAUAUAACCAUAUCCAUCAGGGUAUUUGGAGUAAAAUACUGAAGGUCCACAAUGUUAAUAUACAUCUAGAAAGAUGACAAUUGACCCGCCAGUAACGUAUGAGGGUAAUAUCACUUCCUUUUGUUGGCGUUUUAAUGAAAAGCAUUUUGGAAGGUUUCAGAGUACUAAAUAUACUUUACCAAAUUGACUUGUGGGUGGCUCAGUCACGAUCAUGCUGCAGUUAUAUGGUGCUGUUGUUUCUUGUUAUAAUUUGAAGUGAAUCUUAGCGUUGAGCCUGAUUCCUACUGCAUGUUAUCUUUUACUUGAUUUGGUUUUCCCAUCAAAGACAGGAACCUUUUUCCACUGUAAUAGCUAGCUUUUACUUUCUAUCUGUCAAGCAUAAAGGGUUUUUUCUCCCAAACAUAAAGGCUAUGAUGGUUUAAGGAUGUAUAAAGACCUACAACAGAUGUAAUAGUAGUAUUCACUUGAGCUGA
This is a messenger RNA of Quercus robur (English oak), 2129 nucleotides long. RefSeq lists its product as uncharacterized. The record is from RefSeq and is a predicted model, not a curated record. Gene Ontology annotation, biological process: mitotic intra-S DNA damage checkpoint signaling; DNA repair; cellular response to ionizing radiation. NCBI's taxonomy places the organism in Eukaryota, Viridiplantae, Streptophyta, Magnoliopsida, Fagales, Fagaceae. The transcript has 10 exons. The coding region runs from base 87 to 1436 and encodes 449 amino acids. Gene Ontology annotation, cellular component: checkpoint clamp complex.